This is a messenger RNA of Oryza sativa Japonica Group (Japanese rice), 2884 nucleotides long. The record is from RefSeq and is a predicted model, not a curated record. NCBI's taxonomy places the organism in Eukaryota, Viridiplantae, Streptophyta, Magnoliopsida, Poales, Poaceae.
CUUCCCCCCGUCACCGCCACCACCCAAACCAAAUCCUCGCCCAUGGCGCCACUAGUCUCCCACGCGAAAAUUCUCGCGCCGAUUCCGAGGGGCAACCGCCGCCUCGCCCCCGCGCCCCCUGCCGCCGGCGGCUUCCUCCGCGCCCUCUUCCCCUCACGGCGCUCCCGCCCUCCGCCAGAGAAGGACGAGCUCCUCCGCCUCAUCGCCGACCAACGCCGCGGCCUCGACACCCAGUCCGACCCCUCCCGCCUCGCCGACAUCGUCUCCUGCAUCGACGCCCUCGCCGCCGCUGCUCCCGGAUCCGAUACCGUUUCCGAUGCCGACAAGCUUUCCGGUACGUGGCGGCUCCUCUGGACCACCGAGCAUGAGCAGCUCUUCAUCGUGCGCAACGCCCCCUUCUUCCGCACCGCCGCCGGUGAUGUGUUCCAGGUAAUCGACGUCCCCGGUGGCGCCCUCAACAACGUGAUCACCUUCCCGCCCUCUGGCGCGUUCGUCGUGAACGGCUCCAUCGAGAUCCAGCCGCCCCAGCGAGUCAAUUUUAGGUUUACACGCGCUAUGUUGAGAGGGAGCAAUUGGGAGGUCCCGUUUCCGCCCUUUGGGAAAGGAUGGUUUGACACUGUCUAUUUGGAUGAUGACAUCCGCGUAGCAAAGGACAUACGAGGGGACUAUUUAGUUGUUGAACGCGCUCCAUAUUCAUGGAAUGGAUAGUUGUUAAAAUUCAAAGUUGAUUGAAUGCAUAGCCAGUCUUGUGAUGUGCCUUGUGAAUAUAAGAAGCAGAUUGUCAGAGCCUUGUGCUUUCUCAGCAAAGUGUUAACCAUCGUGCUAUGACAUUUCUUUUCCUAGACAAUACUAUGUUCUCCCGGAAUUAGAUGGUAAGUUUGAUUAGUAAUGCAUGUGCAGCAAGGUUCUUCUUCCAAGGAAUUGUCUAGGUUAAAUAAUACCUAGGUAUCCCCUAUGUGAGAGAACACAAACUUGCCAAGUAUUUGAUGUGCUUUUGGACAUAUGAAAAAGAUGCUGCCCAUUACGGUGAACUACGUUAGCGAACUUGACAGCAUAUUGUUAUGGCCCACGAUAUCAAGAGCCAUGAUGGAAUUGUUGACUGUUUCAGUACCUUUUGUUAGUAUUGUUUUGCCUGUUGCUUCCAGCUUUAAGUAGUAGUUUUUCACAUUGAAGCAAGUUCUCAGCAAAUCAGGUCAAUGAAUGCCAUCAUCUGAUUAAGAUAGUAAACUAUGUAUGGUCUUGCUUUAUCUGUAUCAGGGUUCCUUUUCCUUUUAUACUCAUGAGGAGUCAAUGAGAUCAAAUCCAACUUUGCUUUGGGAAAAGUAGCAUUGUAGUGUCGCAAGCUUAAUGAUAUGAAACAUUAGAUUCAGUUUCUGUAACCACUUACCCAUGAUUUCUAAUUCUAGGGGUUUCAGAUACAGUGUUAUGUUUCAUUCCAUCUAUCAAUUGACCACUGAAGAUCAGAUCAACUUUUUGCAGGGAUCGGACUCUAUCCUUCUACUGCCCCCUUGGAAUGCUGGCAGGAUUUGUAGUGCAAUGAGAAGAGAAUUCAAUUUGCCAUGUCUGAAUUUUCCUGGUUAUUUUUGUUUGCUCGUUUCUUUAUCUAGGAAAAAUUCUGCUCAAUACCUGGUUUAAUUUUUGCUGCAUCGUCAAUGCUCCCUGUCAUUUAAGAAAAGUAAGUGAAAAGGUAUCUAUGUGAUAGAUUGAUUGAACAUCACUACUUCUCCAUGAUAUUCCAGGCCUGAACAGAAGCACUGAAGCAAAAUACUUUUGAAAUGCUUUCGUUGGUCCUACUGUUGAACUGAAUAGCAAGUUCUCCUUUCAACAGCUUGUUUCAAGUGUCUAGUCUGAUAAUUGCUUCCUUGUACUAGACUACUGCAGGUUCUAGUCGCAGUCGAACAACAUAUGGUGAGGCUUUAGGAGGACAGGUUGGACCAUGGCCCUGGGCCAGACUACAUUGUGUGAUGUUGGGCAGUUUGUGCCCUCCCUGACCAAGUACUGGAGCCACUUCAAAGGAUAGAAGGCAAAGGCUCCCCAUGUGAAAAAGGACGCUCCAUGACCCUGCCAUGUGUGGUCAUCUGCGAUUUGGUGUCCCAUGGACAGUGAUGCACUGAUUCCACCCUUCGAGUCUUAAAAGCAAUCCAAGCCGCCCGGAUGGUAGCCAGCAGUCCAGCACCAAGAGCUCCAAGACACGGCGGACCGAGCCAGCCGGAGGGAGGGGAUGAUUGAGACAGCGGCCUCUGCGGCGACGACAGUGGAUCGUGAGCAGAUUUAUCCUGCCACGAGAUAAGUACAUUGAUAGAGGAAAUAGUAGCAGAUAGGUGCGGCUGCUGCAUGCUAUGCUGUGCACCCCUACGCAAAUGCGUCUCUCCAAUGAUCCAUCUAUCCGCAUCCGUCUCCAUCCGCGGCGGCGACUGGGGGAGCAUGGCGUGGCACGGCAAGGGGGCCGGCCGACCGGCGUGGCUGUCGUACCCCCCAAGAAAGGGAAAUAAAAUCCAAACUGGCAGCGGCAGCAGCAGCGGCAGGAUCGGAUCGGAGCGGCCAUCCAUCUAUCGUCGCCACGCUCGCUGAGUCAGGUCCGUGAUGAUAUGAUAUGAUCGGGCCCCCGGCCCGGGGUCUCUCCGCCCUUUUUCUUUCCUUCCUUUUCUCUAUGCUGUUUAUUGUGGGAACUGGCCAGCGGCAGCCGCAGUGGUGGUCCUGGUACUUGCGCACGUACAGCCACUAGCUUUCCCUGCAGCAGCCACCCACUGCACCUGCUGCUCUCUCUCUCUUCCCCUCUCCCUGCCCAUGUCCAUCCCGCUUUGGGCUACCAUCUCCCCGCUUUUCCAUCGCCACAAUCAUGACCGCACGUAGCCACCUAAUUACGCCUUGGAUCACCUCCAAA